CAAAUACGUGAUGCGGUAAUUCACCAAAUGGACAAAUAUUAUCCAAAUGAGAAGAGACGUCCAGCAAUUUUACCCAUUGAAUGGCGUUCAACUCUUCAAUUAGACAAUGGGAUGACAGACGUUGUAACUCUUCCAAAAAUGGUUUGGGCAAGAAGUACACUUAAUUCUGUUUGUAUGGAUUUAAUGUAUUAUCACUCCCCUCUUUAUCGUUCUGAAAUUGUAAAUGGAGUCAUCAAAUGUUUGAAUAAUGUUUAUACUUCAUUUUUGGAAAAUAAUCCUGAUUUUUCUGGCCCUGUUUCUGUUAUUGGACAUUCCCUCGGAUCAGUAAUUGCCUAUGAUAUUUUAACCAAUUGGAGCCCUUUCCUUCUUUAUGAUCAAUUUGUAACCAAUGCAAUUGCCGAAAAUCUUCAACGAAAUUUCCCAGCGGAACAAAAGCAAUUAUUAGAACAAUUUUAUGAUAGCCGGAAAAAAAUGCUUGAUUUGGGUGAUUUAAUGGAACAAAUUUUGGUAAAAUAUCUUUUCUGUCUUGGUUCUCCUCUAGCUGUUUUUACAAUAAUGAGAGGAGCAGAUUAUCGCAGUAUUGUGCCGGAUAAAGAUAAAAUUGAAAGAAUUUUUAAUAUUUUUCAUCCAUAUGACCCUGUUUCUUAUCGGUUGGAGCCGAUGUUUCAUGAGAAUUAUAAACACAUUAGGCCAAUUAAACUUUUCAAUUAUCGGGAUGCAGUAAAACCUUAUGAUAAUAAUUUUUAUGAUUGCCAUAAAAGUUAUUUGGAAGAAUGUAAAGAUAGAAAGAGAAGGGAAGUUAAAGCGAAUAAAGGAAAGGAAUCAAAAGAGAAGACUGGAAAAAGGUUUAUUUUUUUUAAUUUAUUUUAUUUUUUCGUUUUUAGUGAUAAUGGAUCUAAAAAUAGUGGUAAAUCCCAAAAAACUAAGAAAGAACGCCCAAAGUCAGUCGAUGGAGAUGACGAAGAUGAAUAUUUUAAAUAUGAAGUGGAUUCUGAUUCAGAUGCUGGCUGUCAAAGUAAUUCAACUCCGGCGACUGGUUCAUCUCCUCGAAGUAUAACUCCCCAUAAUAUUGAAAAUAAUACAAACGCGACACUUACUCCAGCUACUCCAACAAUUCAGGAAUUAAAAUUAUGUGAUCCUGACUCUUAUGCAAAAAUUAAUAAAGAUCAAACAGAAAUCGAUGAACAAGCACUUGAAGUUGGAAUUGAGCCUGGGGUUGAUGAUGAAGAAAAAUUUAAAGAACUAGUUAGUGAUGUUGAAAGUAAUCAACAAAAGAAUGUUGCCUCACAUGAUAUUUUGAAAACAAUGGGUGAAGCUGGUCGUUUAGUUGAAGAAAUUCCACCUGAAAGACGAAUUAAUCAAAGACUCGAUUUUCAGGUCCAACCUUGGACUUUAGAAAAAUCAUAUUGGUCAAUGCUUCGUUCACAUUUUUCUUAUUGGACAAAUCCGGAUGUUGCUGCCUUUUUGCUUAAUACACUUUAUCCUCCACAACCAGAAAAUUCUGAGAAUCCUUAA
Molecule: messenger RNA, 1515 nt
Organism: Meloidogyne enterolobii
Lineage: Eukaryota; Metazoa; Nematoda; Chromadorea; Rhabditida; Meloidogynidae
Source: the annotation of a GenBank genome assembly